AUGGCGCAUGUUGCGACGCCGUCGAGACUGAGGGAGGAGUUUGGGAUAACAUUCAGUCAUCAACGAUUCAAACUGGGAUAUCGCCAUUCUGAUCAAGAGCUGAAUCUUAAGAAAAGGAUGUGGAGAGCUGCAAGAUGUACAUAUCUAGCAGCAUGGAAAAAGGAGUUGAUGGAAAUCCGAGCCACUAGUGAGGGUGCCUAUCGACACUUGAUAGGAAUUCGUCCAAAGUAUUUGACUAAAUCAAGGUUUGAAUUCUAUCCUAAAUGUGACGCUCUUGUCAAUAAUAUGUGUGAAAGCUUCAACUCUGCAAUUGUUGAAUCAAGGGAAAAAUCAAUAUUGACAAUGUUAGAAUAUAUUAGAGUUUAUUUGAUGAAGAGAUGGGCUGAAAAUAGGGUACUUAUUGAGAAGUAUAAGGAUGAUAUUCUUCCUAGGAUUAAGUUUAAGUUACAAAAGGAAAUAGAUGCUUCUAGGUGGUGGUUUCCGGUUGCUGCCAAAAUUUUAAAAUUUGAAGUCAUAAGAGGCAGGGACAAAUUUGUAGUAGAUCUUCUGAAGAAAGAAUGUACUUGUAGAAAGUUUCAAAUGACAGGUUUACCUUGUCCACAUGCAGCUAGUGCAAUUAAUUGUGCUAAAGAUGAUAUUCGAAAAUAUGUUGCAAGCUGUUACACUAAAGCUUCUUAUGUGGCUUGUUAUACCCCAUGA
Molecule: messenger RNA, 699 nt
Organism: Arachis duranensis
Lineage: Eukaryota; Viridiplantae; Streptophyta; Magnoliopsida; Fabales; Fabaceae
Exons: 2
Coding region: 1-699 (232 amino acids)
Molecular function (GO): zinc ion binding
Source: RefSeq, a predicted model, not a curated record